This is a messenger RNA of Dromiciops gliroides (monito del monte), 6244 nucleotides long. RefSeq names its product protein phosphatase 2 regulatory subunit B'epsilon (gene PPP2R5E). The record is from RefSeq and is a predicted model, not a curated record. Lineage: Eukaryota; Metazoa; Chordata; Mammalia; Microbiotheria; Microbiotheriidae. Gene Ontology annotation, molecular function: protein phosphatase activator activity. The coding region runs from base 241 to 1644 and encodes 467 amino acids. Gene Ontology annotation, cellular component: protein phosphatase type 2A complex; cytosol; nucleus. The transcript is spliced from 14 exons. Gene Ontology annotation, biological process: protein dephosphorylation; signal transduction.
GAGGCGCCGUCGCCGCCUCUCCCGCCGCUGCAGCUGCCGAACCGAGCCGGAGAGAUACCGCCCGGGGCUGCCGUCGCCUGGGGCUCCCUCCCGUCCCCCGGCCUCCCUGCCGCCGCACGCCGCCGUCGUUCCCGGAGCUGCCGCUGCCGCCAGCCUCCCUCCAUUCCCCGUGGCCCCGCUCCCUCACCCAGGAACCACCGAUCAUCUCCGGAUUCUCUCCCAGGAUCUUCAAGUAGGGAUAUGUCCUCAGCACCAACCACUCCUCCAUCAGUGGAUAAAGUAGACGGAUUUUCUCGGAAGUCCGUCAGGAAAGCCAGACAGAAGAGGUCGCAAAGCUCCUCACAGUUUAGGUCUCAGGGCAAGCCUAUUGAGUUAACGCCUCUGCCUCUGCUGAAAGACGUUCCAUCCUCAGAGCAGCCUGAACUGUUCCUAAAGAAACUUCAGCAGUGCUGUGUAAUUUUUGACUUCAUGGACACGCUAUCAGAUCUUAAAAUGAAAGAAUACAAGCGCUCCACUCUUAAUGAACUGGUGGACUACAUUACAAUAAGCAGAGGCUGUUUGACAGAGCAGACUUACCCUGAAGUAGUUAGAAUGGUAUCUUGCAAUAUAUUCAGAACUCUCCCUCCUAGUGACAGCAAUGAAUUUGAUCCAGAAGAAGAUGAACCUACCCUAGAGGCAUCAUGGCCACAUUUACAGCUUGUAUAUGAAUUUUUCAUACGAUUUUUGGAAAGCCAAGAAUUCCAACCCAGCAUUGCCAAAAAAUACAUAGAUCAGAAAUUUGUAUUACAGCUUUUGGAACUAUUUGACAGUGAAGACCCUCGAGAACGAGACUACCUAAAAACAGUCUUACACAGAAUUUAUGGCAAGUUUCUUGGUCUUAGAGCAUUUAUCCGAAAACAGAUUAACAAUAUUUUUCUACGGUUUGUUUAUGAAACUGAACACUUCAAUGGAGUAGCUGAACUGCUGGAAAUAUUAGGAAGUAUUAUCAAUGGCUUUGCUUUACCUCUUAAGGCAGAACAUAAACAGUUUCUGGUGAAGGUGUUGAUUCCUUUACAUACAGUCAGGAGCUUAUCUCUCUUCCAUGCACAGUUGGCAUAUUGCAUAGUACAGUUUUUGGAGAAAGAUCCUUCACUCACAGAACCAGUUAUUAGAGGGUUAAUGAAAUUCUGGCCUAAAACGUGUAGUCAAAAGGAGGUCAUGUUCCUUGGGGAGCUGGAAGAAAUUUUGGAUGUGAUUGAACCAUCACAGUUUGUUAAAAUUCAGGAACCAUUGUUUAAACAAAUCGCCAAGUGUGUAUCUAGUCCCCACUUUCAGGUGGCAGAGAGGGCACUGUAUUAUUGGAAUAAUGAAUACAUCAUGAGUUUGAUAGAGGAAAACUCCAAUGUCAUCCUUCCCAUCAUGUUUUCCAGUCUCUAUAGGAUUUCCAAAGAACAUUGGAACCCGGCUAUCGUGGCUUUAGUGUACAAUGUAUUGAAGGCAUUCAUGGAAAUGAACAGCACCAUGUUUGACGAGUUAACAGCCACUUACAAGUCAGAUCGCCAGCGUGAGAAAAAGAAAGAAAAAGAACGUGAAGAAUUGUGGAAAAAACUGGAGGACCUGGAGUUAAAGAGAGGUCUUAGACGUGAUGGAAUCAUUCCAACUUAACAACAACAACAACAAAAAUGACAACAGCAUUAUUAACCUGUGGAGUCACACAUUUAUGUAGUAGAAGAUGGAGCAACAGUUUUCUGUAUUGUGCAACUUUACAGUAGAUUUCACAUUUGUUUCAUUAUUACAACAGCACUGUAUAUACCUGUCUCUAAGUAAAGGAAAAAAAAAUAAGGACUUAAAUCCAAAGUUUGGACAGUAGAUGGACUUCUCAGAACUUUGCAAACAUAAUCAUUGUUCUAACCCUACUUUAAAAGCAGUCUUCAGAGAUCUGUUGAUAAAAUUGCUAUGUUAAAAUUCCAUUGUCAGGAGUUCCUUAUUUAUCAUUAGCAGAGAGUAUGAUACAAUUUUCAAAUGUGAACAAUCUUAAAUUUAGCUUGUCUUUCUGCUAAAUUGUUAAAUGUAUUUAUAGUAAAAGGAAAAAAAAAGACUGUCAUUUCCUUAUAAGUUUGUGUAACAUCCUCCUUCUCUGGAUAACUUUACUGUAAUUUGACAUCUUUUCCUUUUGCACAUCUUCCUAAGUUGAAUGUCCACAAAGAACAGGGCCGUGAAUACACAGGUUCCUGCAAAGGUUUUGUUUACUGGUGUGAGCGAGCAUCUUUCCAGUAACCAGGCUAGUCCUCAUACUCCUUCAGUUUUCACAUCAGGAGUAAAAUAUAGAGAGGUGAUAAACAUGGUAGGGAAGGGAAUUUUGGAUUCAUGCAUCAGUUGAUGAUGGAUCCAAAUCAAUGUCUUGAAUCCUUUUGAAAACAGGCACUGGUACAUCACAGAUUUCAGUACCUAAUCAGUAUUAGUUAUGUGCAUCAUUGAACACAUAUACCAGAGCUGUUUUAGUAAUGGCUGAAAUACAUCUUUUUGGACCACUUUGAAAUAAUAAAGACAAACACUAAACAGUACAGCCGUGAAAUUGAUCUCCAGGGAUUGCAGAUCUAAUUGGAAAAAGAGUUGAGCAAACAGUUUGGACUGUUUGGAGUUGUUGCCUUACUUUUUAAUAUGUAUUUAUAAAGUAUUCCAGCAAAAGAGGAUGUAGCCUCUGGAAAAAUGUUACAGUGUUUUUGUAGACUCUAGUUGAAUUUCUCAUCCCAGCGCCAGCCCUGUUUUUAGCUGGAAAGGAUUCAGGAUAACAUUAUUAUGCAUUCUGAAUCAGAUGCUUAUUCCUAACUACUGUAUUUGUUACCAAAAGCGGUUCUACAAAUGCUACUGAAAAAAAAAAAUCUGGAAAUUCCUUAUGUCCUGAGUAUUAAUAAUAAAGUUUAAAAAUGCUUUUAUAUCAAAGGUGCAUUGUGACCAAAUUGUUUAAGGAAAAAUAACACAAAAAAACGAGGGCUGUAUCACAAAGUACAUAUCAUUGGCUAUCUGCAUUGUACUUAAAAGUGAAAUCUGACAUCUUUGGUAGGUAAAAUGCUAAUAAGAUUCGUGUACAGUAUGUAUUUAGCUAAUGCGGUGGCAAUAAUAUACCGAAAGGUAUGUAUUGGAAGAUAUUUUUUCCAGGACUCUUUUGAUCUGUUACAGACAUGACAACAGUGAGUUGAUAUAAUCCUAAACCAUUGGUCCCCUCAGUAUUUAUGGUAUAGAGCAGAUACUGUGUUCAUGCAUCUAAUUGUGAUAGUUACAAACAUGAACACAUGAACUGUUGCCCUUUGAUAGGAACACAGUAUAAAUAUGGGCUUGUAUAUUUUCCUCCAUCCAUUUAAGUAUGUAGUAGAAGAUAGUUUUCUUGUUUCCAAGCCAAAAAAAGAAAAAAAAAAAUGAAAAAAAAAGGAGUGGGGAUGACGGAUGGACAGGGCUGCCCUGCCCCCUUUCCCAGGUUAAAUGUUUCAGGAUUAUCAGGUCAUAGUUUAUACAUGAGUCAGCCACAUAAGAAUAUUAUCAUUUUAGCAACUUUGUAAAAACUUGACAAUGUUAAUUCUGAAAAUGAAAUAGCAGUAAACUAGUCAUAUGCAACACCAAAAAUAACAUGGUUUAAUGGGAUUUACUAAAGAUGUUUUAAAAAAAUAAAUUGAUGGGAGAUUGAUAAAAACUUGGCAGAGACUGCCAAAGAUCAUACAGCUUCUUUUAAAAUACUGGAGAAAAGGUGCAAGCUCAAAUACUAAAGAUAAAAAGAAAUUUAUAACAAACUGUCUUCUUUCACCCCCUUUGAUUUGGAUAAUAGCCUUUGAUUUCUACUAUGCAUUAUGAUUAUUUUGGGUAGUGUAAUCUUAUAUUUGCAGUUAACAUGCCUUUGAAGACUGAGGACGUUAAAUUAAUAGAUGAAUGAACCAAUCGUCUCUGGCCAGUGAAAAUGAAAUGCAGUCAUUUGAAAUUUUAAAAGGCAAGGAACCUUUCUUGCACCUUAUGUGAUGACAUUAUACAGAUUAUUCUCAGUGUCAACUUUAUAUGUUGAUACCCAAACUGAGAAAAAUGGAGCUGAAUUAUAGACCUAUAUGAAGAGUUGAUCACAUGAAUCUGCUGCCUUUAAGUGGCAGCCUGUCUAAAACUCUUAGGGCAAUUUCUGAGAAGAAAUACUAUGUUUUCACUUUUUUUAAACUGAAAGAGACAAUGUGACAUUUGUCAUGUUGUGUCCAAUGACGCAGAAUAACUGAGGUAACCUGACUGUUGCACUAUGUGACAUACUUAAGGACGUACUUGCUGCAUUUGCAGCAGCCCUCCUCGUCCCUUCCCACAAUCCUGAUCUUUGCUGCAACUCAGUUGUGAUGAAUGCAUCUCAUACUUUUGUUUGCUUCAUAAUUUCCAGAACUAUAUAUAAAUAUAUUUUUUAAAGAGCAAAUAUCGUAGUUAGUGAUUGGUCACUCACUCCCUUGUUCCUACCAUAUUGGUUUCAGGGUGAGGGUUUAAGAGUGUCUUCAGAAGAGGACUGUGGCCUAGAUAAAAAGGCAUUAGUUUGUGGGCAUAGAAAAACCAUAUCCGUGAAUGUCCCAUCUCACACUUUAAAUCAAGCAUGCAUUCCUUUUCACAUCUUGCAAUUUUUCCCAGUUUUUUUCUGUCACUUUUUGUUCUUGUUGUUUUUGGGGUUUUUUUUUUGUUGGUCUCCCAAACAUUUGAGUGGGUUGGGUUUUUUUUUUGUUGUUGUUGUUGUUGUUGUUGUUGGUUUUUUUGUUUUGUUUUGUUUUUUGUAAAAAAUAAAAUAAAAACUUAAAAAUAAAUGAAUUAAAAAUACUCUUAAUGCCGCUGGAUACUCACGAGCAGGGUUACACUCAGUUCAUCUUGGACUUAUUUGCAUAAAUAGAAGGAUUUAAUUUAUUUUGUACUUUCUUCUAUUUGUGGAAUCAGUCCAGGGUGCAGAGCCAGGAAUUGCUUGCAUUUGCACCUGCUGCACCUGUUGAGUAUAGAGCAGGCUCAAUCACACUAUGGAAAGAAAAAAAAAAGUAUAUUUAGAGCUUUAAAAGCUUUUUUAUUUUUUUGUGGGGGGGGCGGGGUGGGGCCAAGGGAAGAUGUAUGGAUGUUUAUUAGCAUGUAAAAACAUGUUUGGUUCAGGUUUUUUUUUUUUUUUUCUGUUUUUAAUUUUUAUUUUCCAAAUUGGGUGCACCAACUUGUCCCAGAGAGUGGAGUUAUCUCUCUUUCAAUGCUAUUACCAAUGUCAUCACAAAAGUGACAGUCACCUGAUACCGAAAAGAAGGUGACACCUAGACAUGAUCAAAUGAUGUUUUAUUUGCACAUGGAUAUUUUUAUUUUUAUAUUCUGGUUCAACCAGUUCUCCUAAUGGAGAUAGGAAGUGAGCCACAAAGGAUUUUUCUAGCAGGUAUUGGCAAUGAAUUUUAUAUUCCUCAAUAUUUAGUUUUGGAAGUCUAAAAGGACUGUGCAUUGUGGAGGCAAAAUUGAGCAAAUUUUGAUUUAACAGAAUGUCAAUUCACAGGCUGCUUCUUUGUCCACUGAAGCAGCAGUUAUCUGUUUAGAAACAAACAUCCUAUAUCAUGAUUUGUAUGAAUAUAGGUUUCCUUUUUUUUUUUUUGAUUGCUUACUGUAAAUAAGUUGUAAUCCAAACCUCAUGUAUCAAUGAGGAGUUUUCAAAUAUAAAUAUUAUCAAUAAAUUUCUUGUCCUAUUUUUUGAUUGUAGUAUAAAGAAUGACAUGUUCACGCUUUGGUUAAAGGAUUUAGCAUUAGCUUUAUCUUUUGGUAUGUUAGCAUUUCAUUGUUUCAGCAGGAGAGGGCAGCAAAAGUUCACUUUCCCCCUUAGAAAUGCUGUGGUCCAUUAGUUUGUUAUUUUUUUUUUUAACUUCAUCUAUUUGUGGGUAGAAAUAAAAUGAAAAAAUUUUUUUUGAUAUGAAAAGUUGCAUAUGAAAAUAGAGACUGGCCUGACCAGAUUGCGGAAAUCUUCUGUUCCUCAUCAAACGUUAAAAGAAAAUGCCACAGAACAAUCUUCCAGCUCCGGCUAAAGUAUAUAUGCUACUUCCUCCUGAGACUGACAACCAAGGGCAAGCUGAGUGUUUAAACCCGUGGGAUUCCAAAAUGUCAUUUUUUGGAAGUGAUUUACUUUCUUCAAGGUGGUAACAAGGACAAAAUGACUGGUGCUCCCAAAUAUCAAUGUAACCUUCUCCUUUCACGCGUGUGUGGAGGGCUCUGUACUGUGGGUGCAUCGAAAUAAAGAAGCAAUGACGAG